AUGUAUAUGUGGUCGGCGUUAUAUCAGAUGAAUCCGUGGCUUAUCGUCUCCAACAAGAUCAGUCUUAAAGGAGAGCUGCAAAGUCUCCCUGGAGCAGGCUUCGGGAUGUCCGCAGCACACUUUCUGUUUCUGCAGAGAAAUAAGGAAAAAGAUGCUGUCACAUUCAAUGAUGUCAUUCAAUAUUUCAGUGCAAUAGGAAAUAAUUAUCAGGUGGUUUUAUUUCCUGAGGGAACCGAUAAAUCGUCGUGGACGGCGAGAAAAAGCUUGGAAUUCGCAAAAAAGAACGGUCUGAAGGAGUUGAAGCAUUUGUUGUACCCACGAAUAGGCGGAUUUUACUAUUUGCUUGAGAAAAUGAGGGAAGCACACUUCAUCACGUACGUGUAUGAUAUCUCGGUGGCCUAUCCAUACAAUAUUGUGCAGUCUGAGGUCGAUCUCGUCGUGAAGGGCGUUUGCCCACGUGAGGUUCAUUUCCAUAUCAAAAAAAUCCCAGUGAACGAGUUGCCGACUAGUGAGGUGGAAUGUGCACGGUGGCUUAAUGAGUGA
This is a messenger RNA of Angiostrongylus costaricensis, 543 nucleotides long. The record is from the annotation of a GenBank genome assembly. Lineage: Eukaryota; Metazoa; Nematoda; Chromadorea; Rhabditida; Metastrongylidae.